Closterium sp. Yama58-4 is the source of this 1137-nucleotide messenger RNA. NCBI's taxonomy places the organism in Eukaryota, Viridiplantae, Streptophyta, Zygnematophyceae, Desmidiales, Closteriaceae. The record is from the annotation of a GenBank genome assembly.
AUGGCGCGGAAAAAACCCCGCCACGCGGUCUCGCCGACUCUCGUAACCCUGUUACUGCAAGCGCUCGCAAUAGCCCCCACGCUCGCUGCCCCCACUCCGCCAGCGGGAGGCGCGGCGUCGAUCGAUCUCGCCUUCCCCUUCAAAGCCUCCUCCUCCGCCCCGCAGUUCAAACCAGACACCCUCCCCGACCUUCCCGCUUCCCCGCAACCCACCGUUCCGCCGGUUCCCAAGCCCGCGACCGUUCCUUCCGCUCCGAGCGGCAGCUCCUCUGCGCCGACUGGCUCCCCCAGCCCUUCUUACCCCAAAACCUCCUCUCCCGUUGCUCCGGAAAAACCCGGCAUUCCGGAUCCGAGCCCUUCCGCCCUUCAUUCGCCCAAGGGGACACCCCCCGCUGCAGUGACGCCGGGUACCGCCUGCCCCGCGUCCGACCUGGACGGAUACACCUUCUCGGCUCCCCUCAUUCCCGACCAGUUCGUCCUCCACUGGCGGCUGCGCGCAUCGGCUUUGGACAUAGCCGUGGAGGCGCGGCUGAGCAGCAAGAUCGACAACGGCUGGAUGGGCGUCGGCUGGUCGCUCACGGGCGCGAUGUCGCCGUCCGACGCCGUCAUCGGCAAUCUCGAGGGCGGUGCGAUCCGCUCGUUCUCGCUGGGAGGUUACACUGCGGAUUCUGUAAACGCGACGAAUCAUAUAGACCUUGGGGAUAAGGGAUCGACUUCGACGGCUUCGGGGUCUACAGUGUUCUGGUUCUCCCGGUCGCCAGGGGAUGGAGGCUCGGUGCCGAUCCAACUUUCCGGACCUAACUUCCUCAUCUGGGCCUACUCUGGGGACAUGUUCCAGACCCUUGGUUACCACAGCAACCAUAGAGGAGUUUCUCAGGUGGACUUCUCAUGCAACACUGCACCCCAGGUUCUGCUGGGGGAGGGAAGCCCCGAAGACGACGACCAAGGGGAAUUUACCCCAGAUAAUCCUUACGAUCUAUCCCCUUCGGAUCCUCUGGGGGAUGAAGGCAAUGAUGAAAACACAGGAAGCAGCAGUUCUGGAAGUGAUGACAGCAGUACAGGAGUCGUGCCUCGCAGUAACCAACCUGGCGGGGUGUUACGGAAAGUGUGGAGUGUUUUGUUCCCAUCAUUUGGCUAA